Messenger RNA from Penicillium expansum, 912 nucleotides. RefSeq names its product SDR family oxidoreductase. The transcript has 3 exons. The coding region runs from base 1 to 912 and encodes 303 amino acids. NCBI's taxonomy places the organism in Eukaryota, Fungi, Ascomycota, Eurotiomycetes, Eurotiales, Aspergillaceae. The record is from RefSeq and is a predicted model, not a curated record.
AUGACACCCAAAGAAUCCGGCGACGUGUCGAACAUACUGCGUCCCCUUGGUCAGGAUUUACGGGGGAAAACAGCAAUCGUGACGUACAGCCCCCUUUACUUGCGUUUUUUGAAACCAGCAGGCCUCGCGCGUGGAGCAACACGAGGUAUCGGGCGAGCGAUAGCGUUGCACCUUGCAAGUCGAGGAGCAUCAAUUCUCGGCACAUUUUCGUCACCUGAGUCAGCCUAUCGACUUGACGAACUUACUCGCGCGGUUCUUGACCUGUACUGCGAUUUCGAGGUCGACGCGCCUAAAAUAGUGGGAGUUGCCGCCAAUGUGCUCUCUCUUGAUAGUCCCCGACUGAUAAAGGAGGCACUUAUCCGCCAUUUCGAAGGCAAGGUGAACAUUGUGAUUAACAAUGCCGCUUAUGAUCCAAUGCGGGCGAUGGGGACUCUGGAUGAUGCAUAUGUGCAAAAUGUAUUAAUGGGGAAUACGCACGCUUUGGUCAUGCUGAUGGAUACACUUUAUGCGCACAACAUGAUUCAACCAAACUCGAGAAUUGUGAGCAUCUCAAGUGAGUCAGGUCGCAGAAUCCCAUUCCCAGAAAUGUAUCUCGUUGGAGCUACCAAAGCAACGAUGGAAGCACUCACGCGGUCUUGGGCUGACAUCUUGGGUGCCAGCCCUACCACGACAGGUACUACUGUGAACGCGCUCCUUGUUGGUGCAACUGCCACAGAUGGCCUUCUCCGAGAGGCUCCAACUGUAUUUCGACAGAGAGCGACUGAUGCUCUUCAGUAUGGCUCGAAUCUCACGGAUGGAGUGGCACUGCCGGAGGACAUUGCGAAUGUUGCAGGAUUACUUGUCAGUGAGAGGGCUAAUUGGGUGACAGGAAGCGUUGUCUGUGCGAACGGAGGCAAAUUAAAAAUCUUGUGA